AUGUCAAACUUACGUAAACAAAUCCUUUCGAAAACUCUUCCGCCGAUUGGGCCGAGAAAAGCAUCAUCAGAUGCAACAAAAAAGUCUCCAUCAUCAACUCGCAACUACACUCCGAUGAACUGGAACACUUAUUUCGAUGAUAAACAUCAGAUCCAAAUCGAUGACAGCACUUUUUGCGUAUAUUCACGGAAUACAACUGAUCCUUCGGCACCUGUGCUAUUCUUUUUACAUGGCGGUGGCUUUUCUGGCUUGAGUUGGGCAGUUCUUUCUAAAGCAGUUACAGAUCUCGUCCAAUGUCAAUGUGUUGCAGUUGAUAUUCGCGGACAUGGAGAAACGAAAACCACAGAUGAAAAUGAUUUAAGUAUUGAAGUUCUUACGAAAGAUAUUUCUCAGAUUUUACAUCACUUGUACAAAGAAGAAAAUAAACCACCGAUCUUUCUCAUCGGACAUUCAAUGGGUGGUGCACUGGCUGUUCAUGUAGCAAAAGAAUGUCCAACAAUGAUUGAUGCACUUUGUGUUAUCGAUGUUGUUGAAGGAAGUGCAAUGGAGUCGUUGAGUUCGAUGCAAUGCUUUCUUAGCUCAAGACCGAAGCAAUUCUCAACUCCUCAACAAGCUAUUGAAUAUAUGGUUCGGAGUGGUCAAGUGCGAAAUCUUGACUCAGCUCGUGUUUCUAUUAUUGGACAAAUUCAACCGAUCGAUUCAGUAGAGACAACUUCACCCUCAAGUUCAGCAUUACCUGUUGUUUCUCAUUCAUGUGAUACUGUUCAAGAAGAAGAUGAAGAUUCGGAAGGAAAUGAGCCAGAAACGACACAAACGACAUCUUCCGCUUCAGCAAUAAGCACUUCAAGUGACCCGAAAAAAUAUACAUGGAGAAUUGAUCUCUCCAAAACCGAACGAUUUUGGCAAGGAUGGUUUACCGGUUUAUCCAAAUUAUUCUUAUCUUGUGAGUGUCCGAAAUUGCUUCUUCUAGCCGGUGUUGAUCGUCUUGACCGUGAUCUAACCGUCGGUCAAAUGCAAGGUAAAUUUCAAAUGCAUGUCGUUCCAAAAAGUGGCCAUGCCGUUCAUGAAGAUGCUCCCGAGCAAGUCGCUGAAUGUAUUGCUUCAUUUCUUGUCCGACACAAACUAGUUCAACCGGUCGACGAAAGUUUUCACGGAACAUUACCCGGAUGUUGA
Adineta ricciae is the source of this 1173-nucleotide messenger RNA. NCBI's taxonomy places the organism in Eukaryota, Metazoa, Rotifera, Eurotatoria, Adinetida, Adinetidae. The record is from the annotation of a GenBank genome assembly.